Molecule: messenger RNA, 7088 nt
Organism: Toxorhynchites rutilus septentrionalis
Lineage: Eukaryota; Metazoa; Arthropoda; Insecta; Diptera; Culicidae
Gene: Pcf11
Exons: 11
Coding region: 407-6211 (1934 amino acids)
Biological process (GO): termination of RNA polymerase II transcription
Cellular component (GO): cytoplasm; mRNA cleavage factor complex
Molecular function (GO): RNA polymerase II complex binding; mRNA binding; phosphatidylinositol binding
Source: RefSeq, a predicted model, not a curated record
GAUCGAACUAGUCGACAUUAAGUGAUUGAACAUUGAACGUAGUACACGCGAAUAAAGAGCAGUGAAAAAUGAUUGAAAAUGGUUAUGGGAUGAAGCAACUGAAUUAUUAGAAGACAAUGAAUUUGUGCUACGAAAAAGCACAACUAAAGACAGUUUCAGAAUAACUGGGAUCCAAAUUUAUUCUAUUGAACAGAUUUAAUAUAACAAACGUUAACAACAAAGCGAAAGAGCGCGAGUGUGUGAGUGACUAGGCAAGGGAAGUUACCCUUCGCUGAUUUGCUAAAGCAAAAUUCCCAGAAACAGUGGAAUUUCAGUGUACUGAGAGCUUGUUGCGAGCAUCGUUUGCAGAGACGACGGCGGCAAAACAACUAGUAACAGUGAAAAGCUGACAAAUAAUAGUGCAAUUAUGGCGGCUGCGUUGGAUCAGGCAGCUGUGGAUAAACGGGCGAAGGAAAUUGAGACUGAGUAUCUGUCUAGUCUAGCGGACUUGAAUGUAAACAGUAAACCGCUGAUCAAUAUGCUAACAAUUCUUGCUGAGGAAAAUUUGGACUACGCUUUAGUUAUCGUGACAGCCGUUGAGAAACAUCUUGCUAAGGUACAGCCCGACGUUAAACUUCCCAUACUGUAUCUCGUCGAUUCAAUAGUAAAGAACGUCGGCAAACAGUACCAAUCGCUUUUCAGCCAAGUUAUUGUGGGCAUGUUCUGUGGAGUAUUCGAAACGGUUAACGAACGAGUCCGUGAGAAAAUGUUCAGUCUGCGCCAGACAUGGAACGACGUCUUCCCACAGUCCAAACUGUACACCUUGGACAUAAAGAUCAAUUCAAUUGAUCCUGGCUGGCCAAUCACGGCCCAAUUGAAAACUAAAUCACCGGCCAUCCAUGUGAAUCCCAUGUUCUUAAAGAAUAAGGUAGCUGAGCCAAGCAUGGACAUGCAACAACAACUUCGCGACAAGCAGCGUGAACUGUUGGAGCUCCAAGCCAGAAAGCUCGAGUUGGAACUUCUCGCUACAAAGAAACGCAUAGAGGAACAAGAGAAGCAACUUGUGCUGCAAACCGCCAGCGUUUCCAAAGAGCCAAUUCCGGACCCCAAGCGUACGCCCCAACCGAUCGGACCAUCGCAAACCACUUCAGCCGUUCCACCCCCGAGAGGUCGAAUUGUUCCACCCAACCCUGCAAUGAUAAAUCUAGUGAAAUCCCGCGAUCCCCGUUUGGCACGUCAGCAAGCCCAACUUGCGGCUCAAAUGGCAGCUGCCAGCACAAACUCCACACCAACGACGGUUGUCGGUGGCGUGCAAGUUCCUCCCCAGCCGGUUGCGUUUGAUCCAUCGGGCAAACCGCUCAGUAUACGAGAGCGGUUAGGUAGGAUUCCUAAGCGAGUCGAUCCUCGGGUGAAAACUCAAGGAUCUGGCGAUGCCGAUCGUAAGAAAGUGUCGAGCACAACUACUUCUACUAACAGUGGCACAGCAACACCAUCACACAAAUCCCGCAGUGACAGUGAUAUCGCUAGGAAACGCGACAAAAAAGACGAAUCGAGUGUGAAGUCCGGCAAGAGCUCGACCGCGAGGUCAUCUCAGUUUUUGGAUAGGAAGAAAUAUUCACCAUUAGAUUCAUCUCCACCAAAAAGCACUUCCCCUGUCAAAAAGAAAUCAGCACCCUUGGAGAAAAUACAAUCUCGAAGCGAGAAGAGCUCAAAGCAGCGCGAAGGGAAGUCAAGCAAAAGUGGCAAGAGGCGUUCUGACGAAACCUCGAAAAGUCCAGAAAACACAUCGGUUUCAUCAACGUCCAGCAGCGAACAUCUGAUGGGCGUGACGAACGAGACGAAGGACGUCGAUCUUCGUUUGCUGAUGCCGGAGAAAAAACUGAGAUUGGACGCACCACUGCUUCCACCCAAACAGCAGGCAAUGAUAGUUACCAAGCCACUAACCGAACAAAAUAAAGUUCAGGAGGAAGACUUAAGCGUCGAGCAUAAGACUGUUCUUAUCAAAGAUGUAGAUCUUCGAAUACCUCCGCCGGUGGUGAUGCUGAAGGACGUGUCCGAGAGCAAUGCGGUGUCAUCGUCAACGGGUGGAUUACCAGCAGUCAAAUCCGAUGGCGACCUCGAACCUAAUGCAGAAAUAGAUACCACAACACUAGUAAGUACAGUUUCGAUUGUGCCCACUCCCAUUGAUAUCAACAAGCGGAGAAGCAGCGUUGGCAUCGGCAGACUUGAGGAACCGAUUGCCAAAAAAAGUAAAUCGGGGAAGAUCGAUCGUUUGUUCGGUGAUCAGGAUGUCGAUCUUAGAAAGUUUUCUGGUCCAAUCAAUACAGUUGAUGUUUCUACGCCUCUUCCACCGCCUCCGCCAAUUAUUUCGGAUGCACCAAGAACGAUGGUAUCGUCUGGCAUGCUGAGUGAAUCGCCGGAAAAACAACUCCCGUCAGUGGUGGCGGCUCCUUCUUCAAAGGCGGCACUGGAGGCUGUACGAGCAAAGAUCGCUGAGGCUACCAAAAAUAAGGACCGUGAUAAGUCGGUACGCCCAUUGCAACCCAACAAACCAUCGGAUGAAACAUUUGAACAACGUCGAACACUCCAUCAACCCAAACCGAUGGAUGUUGAUCUGCGUCAGGUGCCACAGCCACAGUUGCAGGAGACUUCAUAUGACGACAACUCGCAGGAUGGUAUGAAUGCCAACAUCAAGACCAUCAUUGCCCAGGCACAGGAACAGAUGGAAAAGGGUGAAAUCACUUCGGAGCAGUACAAUAUUCUGAUGAAACAAGUCAUCCAGCUGAACGAAACACAAAAGAUUCGUCAAGCGCAGCGGAUGGAGAUGAUGAAGCGCAAUCAAACAGGCCCUAUGAUCAUUAACAGCAAUCUCGGCAACUGUACUGGCCCCGAUGAGGCGCUCAGCGGUUCACCAUCCAAUGACGAUGCGGUUGCGAGCAAUGCAAUCCUCAAUAGUGAGGCAGAGAACAAACAGGCCGUCGCCGGCCCAGAAGUUUCUGCGCAAAAGAAUGAUUUCCGGGGUAAAAUUACACCAAUUGUCGACGCUAAGGCAAAAUUCGAAGCGUCGUUUGCCAAUGCAACUGCCGCUGAUUUGCGCCAGCAGCGGGAUCCACGUCGUCAAAGGGAAAGUCGCUUCAAUCAGCAACCCUGGGGAAAUCGUGGUCCCAUAGCGGCACCUCCGCCUGUAAUCGCGACUGUUGUACCCAUCAUCAACAAUCGUCCCCCUGGGCCAAUGUUAAAUCCGUGGGAGCAGCCACCAUUCCCGGUGAUGGAUCAAAGCCAGAUGGUUCAUCCGAUAGGUCCUCGAUUCCCGCCUAUUCCAAUCAACACUAGCGUUCCUCCGGCGACGGUCUUGAUACCGGGGGUAGCUAAGCUGAAUGACAGCGUGCGUACAAUCAACAUCGAUGGCGUCCAGCGGGAGAUCCGUUUCUACGAUGAUAUUGCCGUCAUCUUCAUGAGCUGGGAUGAGCCGAAGGAGAUUGGCUUCCAGAAGGGGUCCCGAAUGGUCGUCGUUGAUGAUCGUGAUUCGUUUGAGUUGAGUUUUAACGAGUGCUAUAAGUCGAUCACUAUCGAAGGAAAGGUAUAUCAAAUGAAGCUGGGUUCUCCCACUCGAGAGCUGUACAUCGACAACAGUUGGUAUGAGUGCUACUUCGGAGAUCCCCCGUCGAACAUCACGCUGGAUGGGGUAACUCGUGUCUUCAAAAUUAGUGGUCCAGCGCCACAGGUAAAAAUUGGUAAUAGUCGCAAUGAUUUAGUCGCCGGUAAAAUAAACAUGAUCGUUAACGCUGAAACCAUUAUCCCUGUGUUCCUGGAUGCUCAAGUGCAAAUGUUCGAAAUACAAGGCCAAAUUCACAAGCUUCAGUUUGCUGAUUUCCUUCUCACCGUUAUUAUCAAUGACCAACCCUAUCCCGUUGAGUAUGGUGGACUUCCAAAAGUAUUCAAACUUAGAGGCAAAGAUUUCUACAUUCGAUUCACUGCCGUUCCCAAAUUGGUGGUUCCUGGUCGGGUUUAUUUGCGAGACAUGGUCCGAACACCGCUCCAUCGUGAUCUUCGGACUCCGCCACGAGAUCAAAGUUUGCUGCCGCCAUUUGUUUCUUCUAUCACGAAUGUUAUGCCACCGAUCACAACAGUUCCACCGCCAGUGCCUGGAUUGUUCCCAGCUGCAGCAGCCAUGCAGCAGCCGCCCUUCGCUCCUACACAGUCGACAACCGGAUUGGAUUAUAUUACCAAUCUGAUGCCGCAUUCGUCUUCUGCUGUCAAUGUGUCCAACAAUUUGGCAGGCUAUCAGAUUCAAUCUGAAGAUAAACCGAACAUCGCGACCCCACCCGUGCCUAAUCCGGCAUCCAAUGCCACUCCCACGCCACUCAAUUUACCCCUUCUCCAGAACAUCAACAUCGAUGAACUCUACAAAAAGAUCGUCGCCGCCGGCAUAAUUACUAAAAGCACUACUGCCCCAACGAGCAGCAGCGCUUCGGCUUCCACCUCAGCAGCAAGCAAAUUGGACAAAGCACUCGAGGAAGACUUUUUGGAAAUUGAGCCAGUUUAUUUGAACAAACUCGAAACACUAAAACGGCGCCAGCCGUCGAUCAUUGCCCAGCUGUACACCGGGAUGCAGUGUAGCAGUUGUGGUGUUCGAUUCCCGCCCGAGCAAACGAUGAAAUACAGCCAGCAUUUGGAUUGGCAUUUCAGACAGAACCGUCGUGACAGGGACUCGACACGGAAGGCACACUCACGCAAGUGGUACUACAAUGUGGCCGAUUGGAUCCAAUACGAGGAAAUUGAAGAUCUAGACGAGCGCGAAAAGAAUUGGUUCGAAACGCAGCAGACUGAACAAACCGAUUUCAACGGGGAUGGAGAACAGAGUGGACGCACUGGGCCCGAUUCCCCAUCGCCUAGUUGCCCGGCUGGUUCUAACGAGUUGGAUAAGCGCUGUCACAUGUGCCACGACGAAUUUGAGCAGUUCUACAAUGAGGAAAUUGAAGAAUGGCAUCUGAGAAAUGCAAUUCGCGUCGACGAAAACACUUACCACCCUCUGUGCUAUGAAGACUAUAAGGCAUCAUUGACGCUCGACGAGACGGCUUUGAAUGCUACCAAUGAGGAGGGAGACCAGAGCAAGUUGGUUGAUGAUGAUGAGGUGAAAAUCAAGCAGGAGGACAUUAGCGGCCCCAUCCAAGCGGAAAUCACCCUGGAUGACGACGAUGAUGUUAUUGUGCUCCCACCGACCGCGGAUGUCGUUACCGAGAUUCCCGACGAUGACGAUAUUGAAACAUUGGAUUCGUUGUCCACAGCGGAUGGUUCCCAAAUUCCUUCUAACGUGAUGCUGGACGAAGGAAACAGUUGUAAUGGUUCGGCGGACUCCACCACCUGUCAGCAAGAAGCUAGCAGUAACAAAGUAGUUCAACAGCCUAGGAUCAUUGAAACUAGGAUUGACGAUGACAUCGCCAUUCAAGAACCAUCCAUCGAAAAGAUUGACGUCAAUGAUUUGGAUGAGAGUGAAGAAAUGGAUACUUCAUGCAGUGUGGAAGCUACUAAGGCGAAGGAUGAGGCCCUGGUAAAGGUGAAGGAAGAACCAAAAGACGAUGACGAGAUCGAUGAGGAGGAUGCGCUUUUUGAGGAUGUCGGAACGAUCGAGUCUUCGAUGAUUAUAGAGGUUGCAAAGGAAGCAGACACGGUCGACGUGGAAGCCGUCCCAUCGCCAGUGUCAGCUCUAGAGAGUACCAGCCAGGCCCAGCUAAAGCCGUCGAUCGAUGGCAAUAUGGAACUUCAGGACACUCCCUCGACAGGCGUAUUAACUAAUAAGAUUAAAAUCAAUAUCACAAAAGCAAAAACAACUACCAGCAGCAGCACCAGCACAAGCACCAGUAGCAAUAGUGUUAGCGUUAGUGCAAAUAGUAGUGGCAAUACAUUCGGUGGCAGCUCCAUUGCUGUGCUCAUCAGUGGUGGAGGCACCGGAAUGUACAGCGAAAACAGUAAUGACGAUCUGCUGUACGGUAACCUGGAUGAUAUGCAGGGACAUACCGAGAACAGCCAGAACAGCAGCAAUCAGCUGACAAUGGUGGUGCAUGAAGAUGAAGAAGUAGAUGAUAAAAAUAAAGAACCGGUCGCGACGACCGAAGAAGAACCGACUGAUAUUUCAUAUGUUUUUAAGCCGAGUAUGAAAGGCAUUGAUUUCAUCCAGAAACCUCGGGUUGAAAACGGGCUCGAAACUUCUGGGCUUUGUUCAAUAAUGUAAAUAGUCAACGUCAAAAUGAACAAGUAUUGAAUUUCGUGAGGAGAACGUGAAAGAAGUAAAAAAAUGUGAUAUUAGGCCAUACUCUGCGCCACAAGCUCCCGGUGCGAUGGGGCAACUAUGGUAAAUGAGAGGCAUUUUAUAUAGAAUUAUUAUUUUGUGAAGUAACUGAAUUAGUCCGUGAGUGCUAUGAUCUUUUCAUCAUCAGAGGAGGGGAUCCUUCUCGCGAUAUCCGUUGAUGAGAGUGAAUACACAGUAUCACAAUAAUCUUAAGAUAGGGAUAAUUUAUUAGGUUGUUGUAUAUUUAACUCUUGUAGUUUUGAAGAACUGUGAGUGGAAAUAAAGCUGAACCAUACCCCUUUCCCCUAUAAAAAAAAACUAGCCGAAGUGAAGUUCCUCUAACGAGGAAAAAGGUCGUUUCCGAGUACGAACAGAAAACGAGUAUUGGAUUUUGUAACGUUUGUUCAUGCGUGAGGUUGAACUGAGUGUUGUAUAUAGUUGAUGGGACGCCAAAAUUGCAAAGUGACGAUUUUCUUGCGUUAGAGGAAUUACGUUGAGGACGUGUAUUUCAUCAUAGUGCUUUUAGUUUUUUUUUAACAUUUUUACUUUAAAUUUUUUAUUUCGAAUUACUGAAAUCAGUUAGAAUGCAAGGAAUGCAAUUUAUGUUCAAUUGAAAUCAUUUGGAUCUUCAAAGCUUAUUGUUCUGGGUUCUCAUGGGUUUGUGAAUAAUGAAUCAAUAAAUUAUCGAAAUUGAAAUCAAAAUAAAGAUAUGUAUAUAUGAAUACAAUAUUUGAGAGAAAUAAAAAAAAUCCCGAUACAAUAAAAUCCGUAGCUAACCGAAAAAUAUAUAUUUUUAAUUCAAACAUUUGUGUAUUCUUAA